Molecule: messenger RNA, 362 nt
Organism: Camelina sativa (false flax)
Lineage: Eukaryota; Viridiplantae; Streptophyta; Magnoliopsida; Brassicales; Brassicaceae
Product: cytokinin riboside 5'-monophosphate phosphoribohydrolase LOG2-like
Biological process (GO): cytokinin biosynthetic process
Cellular component (GO): nucleus; cytosol
Molecular function (GO): hydrolase activity, hydrolyzing N-glycosyl compounds
Source: RefSeq, a predicted model, not a curated record
UCGGAGAAGUUAUAACAGUAUCGACUAUGCACCAAAGGAAGGCUGAAAUGGGUCGCCAAGCGGAUGCCUUCAUCGCACUUCCUGGUGGAUAUGGGACAUUUGAAGAGCUGUUGGAAGUUAUCACCUGGUCUCAACUUGGAAUCCACACUAAACCGGUGGGACUAUUGAACGUGGAUGGAUUCUACGAUUCACUAUUGACGUUUAUAGAUAAGGCAGUGGACGAAGGCUUUGUCUCAUCCACCGCACGUCGCAUCAUCGUCUCGGCUCCGAACGCUCCUGAAUUACUUCAACUUCUUGAGGAGUAUGUUCCAAAGCACGACGAUUUUGUGUCCAAAAUGGUGUGGGACGAUAAUACGUACUGA